Babesia microti strain RI is the source of this 702-nucleotide messenger RNA. RefSeq names its product conserved Plasmodium protein, unknown function. Bases 1 to 702 code for a protein of 233 amino acids. NCBI's taxonomy places the organism in Eukaryota, Apicomplexa, Aconoidasida, Piroplasmida, Babesiidae. The record is from RefSeq and is a predicted model, not a curated record. The transcript has 6 exons.
AUGCGUGCCCAUUUGCUGAGGAUCACCGACGCAGGCCGAAGGAACAUGCUGUUCCACGUACCCAUGACAGAGUUGUACGAUCUUUGGGCCAAAUGUCAUAAGGAAACUGAUUAUGCACUGGGCCUACUUGCUAUGAAUCAUUUCUACAACUUUGGUCGCCAAAUCUCGCCCAUUGGAUCCACAAAAUUGCUUUCAUUAUGCAUCAGGUGUAAACAAUAUGACGAAGCAAUUCAGCUACUAAAGCAUUCUAAUGCCUGGUUACAGGAGCCACCCUCGCUAUACCUAAUUUACACAUUGAUGAACAUCCUAUUCGUCCGUGCAGAAUAUCACAAAGUUAGGUUAUGUUUCAAAUAUAUAAGGGAGAAUUGGAAAUUGAAGGUUAGGCCAAGAUUGUAUGAUAUCACCAUCAAAUCUUGCCUUUUGAUGCCCAAAUAUCCGCUGCAAGAGGCACUGAUAAUUUAUAAUGAUUCGCAGCUAAUGGACGUAUAUCUGCCAGAAUCUACCCAUUUUACGCUUCUAAACUGCACACUAACAUUGUAUAACAAUGGAGGGAGCGAUGCAGAUAAAGAAUUUUACUGGAACACAAUGAGACAUAUCAGGGGACGGUUGGAAAUGGAAAGUUUGAUGGCUUGUGAUAAAUUUGCACUUAUGCCCAAGACAUUAGACGCGCUAAGUGCUCUCGACAAGAUUCUCUCGCAAUGA